This is a messenger RNA of Oryzias latipes (Japanese medaka), 2017 nucleotides long. RefSeq names its product neuropeptide Y receptor type 2-like. NCBI's taxonomy places the organism in Eukaryota, Metazoa, Chordata, Actinopteri, Beloniformes, Adrianichthyidae. Gene Ontology annotation, biological process: G protein-coupled receptor signaling pathway. Gene Ontology annotation, cellular component: membrane. Gene Ontology annotation, molecular function: neuropeptide Y receptor activity. The record is from RefSeq and is a predicted model, not a curated record.
AACUGCAGUGCGCACUGGCUCCAGCUGCGCGCUCCGCCGCUCAGCGCACGCGGUCCAUUUUUAUUUUUUAAACAUAGAGGCUCUUUGAUGGUGGUUAGGAAAGUCUGAACCGUAUUGUUUGCCGGGAUUUUACGUCAAGGAGAAAAUGGAAACUUUUGCGCGAACAGAAACAGUGAAGAGAACCUGAAUGCUUCGCGCAGCGGACUGAGGUUUAGUUUUGAGGAGAGACUUCAGUCAUGGAUCCAGAAGAUCAACUAAACAUGAGUCAACUGGAAGAGUCUUACCUUGAUACUCUGAACUGCUGCUCCACUGCACUCUCAUUGAAUGACGAGAGUCUUCUGAAGCUGGAUGACAGUACAAAACUGGUUGGAGUUCAGGUUAUUCUCAUCCUGGCUUACAGCACCAUCAUCCUGUUUGGAGUCACCGGAAACUCCUUGGUGGUUUACGUCGUCUACAAGUUUAGGAAUCUUCGAACUGUGACAAACUUCUUUAUCAUAAACCUGGCUGUGGCUGACCUGCUGGUUAACACUCUGUGUUUGCCCUUCACCCUUAUCUACACACUCUAUGAUGAGUGGAUGUUUGGGCAGGUUUUGUGCUACCUGCUGCCCUUUGCUCAAGGCAUGACCGUGCAGGUCUCCACCAUCACUUUAAACAUCAUUGCCCUGGACCGGCACAGGAGCAUCGUGCACCACAUGGAGACUAAGAUGUCCAAAGACAUGUGUGCCAUGGUUAUUGUCUUCUCCUGGGUGAUCAGCGCUUUGCUGGCAAGUCCUCUUGCCAUUUUCAGGGAGUACGGGUCAUUUGACUUUUCACCAGAGGAGUCCAUUCAGGUGUGCACAGAGAAGUGGCCAGGAAGCAGCAUGAACGGACGGCUCUACAGCAUGUCAAUGCUGGUGGUGCAAGUCGCCAUACCUUUGGCCAUCAACUCUGUUGCAUACAUUCGCAUCUGGAAGAAGCUGAAGCAUCACAUGAAGUGUGGUCGCAAUGACCACCAGCGCAGGAGGAAGACCACUAAGAUGAUGCUGACCAUGGUGGUGGUUUUUGCCGUCUGCUGGUUGCCUUUCCACGCCUUUCAGCUGGCAAUUGACAUUGAUAACACCGUUCUGCACAUGAAGGACUUUAAGCUGGUCUUCACUGUUUUCCACAUCUUGGCGAUGUGCUCAACGUGCGUCAAUCCCAUCCUGUAUGGAUGGAUGAACAACAACUACAGGACGGCUUUUUUGACUGUGUGCAAAUGUUGUGGCUCCCUCACUGUGAACUCCACAAGCAGAGAGGCACAAAAAGACAGGGUUUGUACUGAUGAUAAAUCGACAAACGUCUAAGAGUCUGAGAGUGUCUAUUCACAAUUGAUUGUGGCUUAUUUUUGGAUUUUGACCUUCAAAAAUGGCAGAAAAGGACAAUAACUUCAAUUAAUUUAAUAUCUGACAAGUGUUUUCACCUUUUAAGCAGUUAAAUGAACAACACAGAGCAACCGGGAACAAAGUAUUUCACAGCACAACUGACAAUAGAAGAGCUAGCUUUAUGAAAAUACGUAGUUAUUUUGCAUUUCAAGUUAUCUUUUAAUUCUAUUGUGGUAUAGCCUCUUCAUUAGAUUUAUUUUUUUUGCAGAAGAUUUUUUCUUUUUGUGAAAAAAGAAAUUAAUACAAAGUUUAAGUGUAAUUCUUCAAAAACAGAUCAAAAGUGCUUUUUUGUUUUUUUUCUCAUGUGGUGCAGAGGAGCUCUGGGUAUAACAUAGAGUCAAAUCAUAACCAAGUUCCCUUUUUAGCAAGUGAAACUUUGGUUCAAAGAUGACUUUUAUAGACGACCGUUUAAUAUUCUUUUCAUCUUCUGAGAUGAUCAAAUGAAUGACUUGACUGCAACUGUGACACUUUAUUUAAAUGGUGUGCAGCUCUGUGUCCAGAUGCCCCUGUCAUGAUUAAGUAUUAAAUGACUUGUGAUAGAUUGCUUCAAUGAAAGAAUAAAAGUAAUUCCAAUUUGGUUCUCAGACGUCCAGAUUUUAGAUUUUAAUUAAUGCACC